AUGACCUCAACGUUGCUGCAAAACGGUAAUUCUCAUCUUAUAUCGUCUAAAGAAGAUGAUACUGCCGAAAGUGAUGCCCGCAGUCGUACAAGUAGCGAUAGUGACAAUGAAGAAACACUUGACAUUCGUCGUCUUAAGUCACGUUUAUUAACCACAAAAUUAUCUGAAUCCUCAUUUUCACGAUCUACAAAAUCUAACUCUCCUUCGACUGAUAUCGAACAUCGUAUUAAAUUAGCGACUGAUAAAGGCGAUCUAGUCACACUAUGUCAGUUAUACAAAGACAAUAAAAUGGAUGUUGAACAACGUUUUACAUGUGGAUGGAAUUCAUUAAUUUAUGCAUCAUACAUGUGUCAGUUAGAAAUUGUCAAAUAUUUGGUCGAACAAAAAGGAGCAAAUGUGAAUGGUGGUGCAAAUCAGGAGUGCAGUCCAUUAAUGGCAUGUUGUAUGGCUACUCAUUCGUGCUGUAAAUCAACUAUAUCUUCUAUUGCUCAAAAUCAGUAUUUGUGCUGUAAAUAUUUAUUAGAGCAUGGUGCUCAAGUUGAACCAACUACUUCUAGUGUUACCACCACUCCUUUGAUGUAUGCUUCGAGAUUCGGCCAUUCACAUUUGAUUCAAUUACUGAUUGAUAGUGGUGCCGAUCUGAAUCGUCGAGAUGAAAAAGGAUGGUGUCCACUGUUGAUGGCUACACAACAUGGACAUUUAGAUAUUGUUAAACAUUUAGUACAAAAUGGUGCUGAGACGAAGAUUAAGACGAACCAGGGUCUCACCGCUCAGGAUAUUGCUAAACAUUUACAAUUUACAAAUAUCUAUACAUACUUAACACAAGCAGAAGACAUAUCGGUAAGCAAAAAAGAGUUAUCCAUAAUGUAAGUUAUGUAAAUAAUAGCAUAAACUGUCAGUGUUUAUAUUUUACAGACAGUCCUAGUAGUUCUUUAAUAGCGUCAUAUUUGAUAUAUUAUCAGUUAAGCUGUUAUUAAUAAUUACUUUUUUCGUAAAGAUCAGUAUUGUUUCUGAUCUAAUAUGGCUUUUAGAUAACCU
Molecule: messenger RNA, 1038 nt
Organism: Didymodactylos carnosus
Lineage: Eukaryota; Metazoa; Rotifera; Eurotatoria; Philodinida; Philodinidae
Source: the annotation of a GenBank genome assembly